GAAGAGCGUGUCUGCGCACGCGCGAGGUAGCUCACUGUAUGCCUGUGGCCGCCAUGACACUUUAGGCUGAAGCUUGCAUCUGAGAUAUAUUCUUUCCUCAGUCCGCAUCCUAUCCUUCCCGGCCGGAGCCAUCCAGGUGACAUGGAGGAAGAAAGAAUAAGUGUUGGGUUACAGAAAAGUAUGAUGCAGGACUCGGUGACCUUUGAGGAUGUGGCUGUGGACUUUACCCAGCAGGAGUGGGCUUUGCUGGAUCUUGCUCAGAGGAGCCUCUACAGAGAUGUGAUGCUGGAAACCUUCCAGAACCUGGUCUCACUAGGGUACCCACUAUUCACACCCAGUCUGAUCUCCCAGUGGGAACAAGCGGAGGAACUGCAGACAGUGAAGACAGAACUUAUCCAGGGCAUCUGUACGGAGCAGCACCAGGAAGGUGUUGAGUCUCUACUUAAUACUAAGGAAUUAGUUGCUCUUCAAGAUAACAAUGGAGAAAAAAUAUCCAAUGAACAGAGAAUAGUGCGAUUCAAAAGAAAUGGUUCCUGCUCCUCUAUUUCACAUGAAAACCAGGACUUCCAUGGUGUGGAUGAUUGGAACAAAAGCCAUGAGAAAGGUUUAAGUCAUGUGGUAGAGAACAUCUGUGAAUACAAUGAAGAAAAUCAAUGUGGACAAAUUUCAAAUCUUAUGCUCCAGAGAACUACUGAAGUCAAAUCCUUUGAAUGCUAUGAGUGUGGAAAGUCCUUCCUGUUUCAUUCAUCACUUAAGAAUCACAGCAGAUCUCAUGCUGGAAACAAACCCUAUCAGUGUAAGGAAUGUGGGAAAGCCUUCCAUUUUCUUUCUUGUUUUAAGAAGCAUAUGAAAACUCCUACUGAAGAAAAACCAUAUGAAUGUAAGGAAUGUAUAAAGGCCUUCAGUUGUUCCUCCCUGUUCAGAGCACAUAUGAAAAUUCAUAGUGAAAAGGCAAACUAUGAAUGUAAGGAAUGUGGGAAAACCUUCAGUAGUUCUUCCCACCUCACAGAACACAAAAGAAUUCACAGUGGAGAUAAGCCCUAUGAAUGUAAGGAAUAUGGGGAGGCCUUUAGUUGUUCCUCAUCACUCUCCAAACACAAAAGAAUUCAUAGUGGAGAUAAGCCAUAUGAAUGUAAGGAAUGUGGGAAGGCCUUUAGCUCUUCCUCUCAUCUUAAAAGACAUAUAAGAAUUCACACAGGAGAGAAGAAGCCCUAUGAAUGUAAAGAGUGUGGGAAGGCCUUUAGUGACUCCUCAAAACUCACUGUACAUGUGAGGACACACACCGGAGAGAAACCCUAUAAAUGUAAGGAAUGUGGGAAAGCCUACUAUUGCCCCUCCUCCUUAAGUAUCCACUUGAGAAAACACACUGGACAGAAACCUUAUGAAUGUCUGGAAUGUGGAAAAGCCUUCUGUCUUCCCACUUUCCUGAACACAUAUGUGAACAAUCAAAGUAGAGAGAAACCCUAUGAAUGUAAGGAAUGUGGGAAGGCCUUCAGUUGUCCCUCAUCCUUUAAAGCACAUGUGAGAGAUCACAAUAGUAAGGUGCAAUAUGAAUGUAAGGAGUGUGGGAAGGCCUAUCGUCAUUCCUCAUCCCUCACUGAACACCUAAGAAUUCACAGUGGAGAAAAGCCUUAUGAGUGUAAGGAAUGUGGGAAGGCCUUCAUUAGUUCUUCCUAUCUUACAGUACAUAGAAGAACUCACACUGGAGAGAAACCUUAUGAAUGUAAAAAAUGUGGGAAAGCCUUUAUUCGUUUGUCAGGUCUUAGUAGCCACAUGAGAACCCACACUGAGGAAAAACCCUAUGAAUGUAAGGAAUGUGGGAAGGCAUUUCGACAUUCUUCAUCCCUUACUAUACAUGCAAGAAUGCACACUGGAGAAAAACCCUUUGAAUGUCUGGAGUGUGGAAGAGCUUUCAGUUCUCCCUCAUCCUUUGGGAGACAUGUGAAAAACCAUACUGGACAGAAACCAUAUGAAUGUAAGGAAUGUGGGAAAGCCUUCAUUAGUUCUUCCUAUCUUACAGUACAUAGAAGAACUCACACUGGAGAGAAACCUUAUGAAUGUAAAAAAUGUGGGAAAGCAUUUAUUUGUUUCUCAGCUCUUAGUAUCCACAUGAGAAUCCACACUGAGGAAAAACCCUAUGAAUGUAAGGAAUGUGGGAAGGCAUUUCGACAUUCUUCAUCCCUUACUAUACAUGGAAGAAUGCACACUGGAGAAAAACCCUUUGAAUGUCUGGAGUGUGAAAGAUCUUUCAGUUCUGCCUCAUCCUUUGGGAUACAUGUGAGAAGCCAUACUGGAGAGAAACCAUAUGAAUGUAAGGAAUGUGGGAAAGCCUUCAUUUGUUCUUCCUAUCUUAAAGUACAUAGAAGAACUCACACUGGAGAAAAACCUUAUGAAUGUAAAAAAUGUGGGAAAGCCUUUAUAUGUUUUUCAGGUCUUAGUAGCCACGUAAGAACCCACACUGAGGAAAAACCUUAUGAAUGUAAGGAAUGUGGGAAGGCAUUUCGACAUUAUUCAUCGCUUACUAUACAUGGAAGAAUGCACACCAGAGAAAAACCCUUUCAAUGUCUUGAGUGUGGAAGAGCUUUCAGUUCUCCCUCAUCCUAUGGGAUGCAUGUGAGAAGCCAUACUGGAGAGAAACCAUAUUAAUGUACGGAAUGUGGGAAAGCCUUUAUUUUCCAGCCUACUUUCGAAGCCAUUUGAAAGUUCACACAAGGGACAACAUAUAAAUGUAAGGAGUAACGGUAUCUCUGCAAGACUUUUUCUGAACUAAUGCAAUUUGUGAAGUCUCCUUUUGUGAAGUCUUAUACUGUGGAGACAGUAUAAAUGUGAGAAAGUAGGAGAUUAUCACUUAUUCUUUUGAAUAGUUGAGGACAACUGAGAGAAACCUUGUGUUUGUAAGCUAUAUGGUAAAGCCUUUUGAUUUUGAACAUAACUUGUGCCGCAGUCUGGCUGGGCUGUGCAAAGUAGCCGGGGGGCCACAAGCAACUUGUGAAAGUUGAAACAGCGGGAGCCACUGUAUUCAGACCAGCAGAGUUAUAUAUACCCAAGUAAAUACAGACAGCUUAUCUCAAUUAACAUUAUCCAGUUACAGCAAUCAGUCAUUAAGGAAUCCUCAUCAUCUUAAUAAUUAGGCACAGCUUAACUCAGUUAACAUCAUCUAGAUACAUCAGUCAGUCAUUAAGGAAUCCUCAUCCUCUUAAUAGCUCACUGGCAUUACUUCUCAAACCACUCCUCCUGGCAAAUUGUCAGGCACCAUCUUGACUUGGCGGUGGCUCUCAACACUUGUAGAAGAAAAUUCAAAAUUUGAGCUAGAAAAGGACAUCAGUGCCUCAUUAAAGUGGACUUCUAGAGGGUCAUUGAUUUCCAAUGUUUUCUAAUAGGAAGAUUUAAGGUUAUAUGUUUCCCUUUUCAGCUUUUAUGACAUACUUUUGAGUAUGAGGUGAGUUUCUUUAGAUGAGAUGUAAAUGUUAUUUCCAUUACAAAGUCUUUUGGACUCUUGGGAGAUUGUGUGUGUACACGUGUGUAUGCUUCUCCAUGAGACAGCACCUGGCUAUGUUGUCCAGGCUUGUAACUCCUGGACUUCUGCUUUAGCCUCCUAAGUUUGGGAUUUCAGGCAUAUAUCAUUGAGUCUGGCUCAAGUGCAUUUUUUUUUUUUUUUUUUUUUGGGCAGGCAGGAAAGUGGUGUUUUUUUUUUUUUUUUUAAAUUGUUGUUUAAGUUUGAACUCACAGCAUGGGCACCUUUUUCUUCUUCGUCUUUGUCUUUGCCUUUGCCUUCGCCUUCUUCUUCGUCUUCGUCUUUGCCUUCAUCUUUUUCUUCGUCUGGAUACUGAAAGUUGCCUACCCAAUAAUUCCCCCGUUUUCUUUAAGAGGACCAACUGUUUUUGAGAAUAUCAGUGUUUACUAUCAAAAGCUUUUCAUGUGUAAUAAAAUUUUUAGUAGAAAUUAAUUAGUACAAAGGCCUUGAAAGAGUAUAGUCUCAUCUGAUUGCUGUUUUGUUUUAUUCUUUAUGUUUGUUCACGACUGGAAUCUUUUUAAAUUUAAUUUAAGUUGUUGAUGGAUCUUUAUUUUAUUUAUUUAUAUGUGGUGCUGAGAAUCGAACCCAGUGUCUCAUACACGCUAGGUAAGCACUCGACUACUGAGCCAGAACCCCAGCCCUCAUGGCUGGAAUUUUGAUCUAAUGUUUUAAGUUAAUAAAGUGUGUUAUAUUAAUUUGGAUAUAGCUGAGGACUACAUUUCCCAAAAUCACUUCUAAUCCUAGGUGAUAGUUUUCUAAAAUAACUUUGCAAGAAGUUUGAAAGGCUUUAGGGAAGGAGCUACAAUUGCCUGCUUAUUAGGACCACAAUAUAGGUAGACAGAUGAGUCUGUGGGCCCCAAUUUUCAGCUCAUUUUUCUGAGUAUUGAAUGCCCUGUGGGCCCCAGUUUUCAGCUCAUUUUUCUGAGUAUUGAAUGCCCUGAUCCAUACUUGCUCAAAACUGAAUGUUAAGUGCUUGACCUCAGUCUCCUCAGGGGCUGCACCUCCACAAACAUCUCCAUUAACUCCUGUAUCCUGGCCAAAUACAACUCAGAUUUCUCUGGCAAGCUCUGGUGUUGCCAUUUUGGCAUUUUUGCUUCUCAUUGCACUUCCUCUGGCACUUUCACUGCCCUAUUAGAGUUGGCCAGUUUGUGGAAGGAUUGUCAUCAUGCUCACAGUCCAGUCCCAUUCUUCACUCUGCUUAUGGUAUUGAUGUCUAUACAAGCCUAUCGUGGUCCCAAAAGUGAGUAGAGCUGUGGGUAAUGAAGUUAUCCUGACUGUAAUUGAGGCAAGCCUCAGGUAAGUGUCAUCCUAUUUUGGUAGAGGAGGAUUUAUAUUUGAUACCUUCAGACAGGGACGAUUUUACUGCCUUUAUGUGAGAAGAGGAAUGCUAUGAGCUGUUUCAGGUACAUUUUGCUACCUCUUCCCUUUUUUUAAAACAUUGUAUUUUAAGGGUUGGUGUUGUGGCUCAGUGGUAGAGCAUUUGCCUAGCAUGUAUGAGGCACUGUGUUCGAUUCUCAGCAUGGCAUAUAAAUAAAUGAAUAAAAUGAAGGUCUAUUAACAACUAAACAUAUUUUAAAAAAUUAUAUUUUCUCUUAGAAGAAUAACUAUAGCAUUUCCCUUAAUCACUUUUUACUGUUUAUCAAGGUAUACAUAGACUAAUGUGCAAGCUGUGUACAGCUUGAUGUAAUUUCACAUAGAUGUAUACAUCCUGGUGGACACAUUUCCAGGAUUCCAGGAAGUUCAUUCAUCUCUUUCUCAAUAAUCACUCCACAGAGGAAAUUGGAUUUUAACUCUUAUUAUGCUUGAUUUGGUGUGCUUUUUCUCACUUUUCAAAUAAAUGUUAAAACUACAACA
Marmota monax (woodchuck) is the source of this 5368-nucleotide messenger RNA. Its product is annotated as zinc finger protein 699. Gene Ontology annotation, biological process: regulation of DNA-templated transcription. The transcript has 6 exons. Lineage: Eukaryota; Metazoa; Chordata; Mammalia; Rodentia; Sciuridae. The record is from RefSeq and is a predicted model, not a curated record. The coding region runs from base 142 to 2646 and encodes 834 amino acids.